Molecule: messenger RNA, 897 nt
Organism: Effrenium voratum
Lineage: Eukaryota; Dinophyceae; Suessiales; Symbiodiniaceae
Source: the annotation of a GenBank genome assembly
GCCGACUUGGUGACUUUGAAGCUCUCCGGCCGGAUGGCUGCCGCUUAUUGGGACAUCCCAUACGGCCCGGAUGGCAGCGCUGCGCCAGAGAACACCCGGUACCUGCGCCUGCACCGACCACCGGACGGGGUCAAAGCGGCUCAUGCGACGGUGGUAGUGCUGCACGGGGGCUACUGGAAGAAUCAGUAUGGCAUUGGAGACGCCUACGGCAAUGCUGGCACUAUCUCCAUGGGCCCGUUCUUCCUCUCCAAAGGAUUUGCGGUGGUGGAGCUGGAGUACCGUCGCAGGGAUCAUGAGGGAGGGGGCUGGCCGGGCACCAACCAGGACGUUCUCGCGGCGCUCGGCCGGUUGCGGGGCCUGGCGGAAGAGGAACCAUACGCGGAGGCCGCAAAGGUUCUGAACCUCGAGAAGCUCAUCCUGGUCGGCCACUCUGCAGGAGGCUGCCUGGCGCUCUGGGCUGCGCAUCACCUGCCGGCAGCGUGGUCGCAGGUGGCGGUGCUGGCAGCGGCGCCGGUGGCGGAUUUGGUGCUGGGCCACGAGCUCAAGGUGUCGGACGAGGGCGACGCGGUGGAGCUGUACAUGAAGCAAGCUCCCACGUCCCCGGAAGCCUUGGCAGAGUACCGGAAGGCGUCUCCUGCCGCGCUGCUCCCAGUGAGCUUCCCCCUCUUGGUGGCCUUUGGGGACGCGGACAAGGAUGUGCCCCCGGACUUGGUCAGGUCCUACGCCAAAGCGGCGGCGUCCAGCGCCCCCAGCCUGGUGUCGGUCCUGGAGAUCCCCGGCGCGGAUCACUUCGACGUGGUGAACGCGGAGAGCGCGGCGUGGCUCGGGCACGUGGUGCCGGGCCUGGGAAAGCUGCUGGAGGCCCAUUGGGGACCAGACGCCGGCGCAUUGCGGUAA